AAAUUCACCAUUUGCAUCUGGGACACGAGUUUAAAUGGAGUUUGUACCAUAGACUGGUUUGUACUGACCUUAGAAGUUUAUGGGAAAGUGAUGUAAAAUAAAAACUAUAUUGGGCAAUGGUGCUCGGCCAUUGACUUGUUUGGGUUUUAUGCUCAUAAUACGCAUGCGUACUAAGUGCACGCGGUGACAUCUGUCGUCACGGCAACGGUUUGUUGAUAAGUGAGGUUAAGUGGUCUGAGUAGAUACAACAGAUUACAAAAUGAAACUCAAGCGGUUCUAUCUAAGAUAUUAUCCACCAGGUAUAAUCUUGGAGUAUGAGAAGAGGGGAUAUUUGCGGUCGAAAUCUAUCGACCUUUUUGAUUUGACUCCAGAAACAAAUCCAGAUGAGUUGGUGGAGGAAAUCAGGCAGUCAGAGCCUCUUGUUACAGAGUCCCGGGCUGAUCAGGUCAAACAGCUGAUCCUUCGACUGCAGCAGAAACAAGGCCAGAAGAACCACAGGUUCUGUUUCUUCAAGGAGCUUAAGGCACACGUCCUUCCACUGACGAAUGUUGCCUUUGAUAAAUCGGGCUCCAGGUUUAUAACUGGGAGCUAUGACAGGACGUGUCGAGUUUGGGACACAGCCUCAGGCACAGAGCUGCACACGCUAGAGGGUCAUAAAAAUGUGGUGUAUGCCAUUGCAUUCAACAACCCCUAUGGGGACAAGAUUGCUACCGGCUCUUUUGACAAGACGUGCAAACUGUGGUGCGCUGAGACGGGCAUAUGUUUCCAUACCUUCCGCGGACACAUGGCUGAAAUAGUGUGCCUGGCGUUCAGCCCCCAGAGUACCCUGGUGGCCACAGGCAGCAUGGAUUGUACUGCCAAGCUGUGGGAUGUCGAGACUGGAGAGGAGGUGGCCGCUCUAUGUGGUCACACUGCAGAGGUCAUCUCUCUCUGUUUUAACACAGUUGGAAAUCAAAUUGUCACUGGCUCCUUUGACCAUACUGUGUCUAUAUGGGAUGUUGCUUCCGGAAGACGUGUCCACACUCUGAUUGGUCACAGGGGGGAAAUCAGCAAUGUUCAAUUCAACUGGGAUUGCACCCUCAUAGUCACAGGCUCCAUGGACAAAACCUGCAAGUUGUGGGAGGCAGUCAGUGGGAAGUGUGUCACCACUCUCGUUGAACACAAAGAAGAAGUGCUAGAUGUGUGUUUUGAUUUAAGUGGCCAGCUCAUUGCUACUGCCUCUGCCGAUGGUACAGCGCGAGUGUUCAGUGCAGCCACACAUCAGUGUCUCGUCAGCCUAGUGGGCCAUGACGGAGAGAUAUCCAAGAUCUGUUUCAGCCCACAGGGCAGCAGGGUCCUGACUGCCAGCUCAGACAAGACAGCUCGUCUGUGGGAUGUUCAGUCUGGGAGCUCCCUACAAGUCCUUGACGGCCACACCGAUGAGAUCUUCUCCUGUGUCUUCAACUAUGAGGGUGAUACUAUCAUUACAGGAAGUAAGGAUAACACAUGCCGGAUCUGGUACUGAUCCUUCCCUCGACCAUUUAAAGGGAACCUGCCUCUAAAUGCCUCGACACAGAGAGCAAUUUGUGUUUCCGCGUGUGUGACCUGCUGUAUAUCUGUUCGACUUGUGGAUGACUGAUUGAAAAACCCUCCGCCUCAUUGAGCUGCAAGUCUGGUAAACGUCAUCUGUAAAAGGUUAGAGGGUUGUUCCCAAUCCUUGUGGAUAAAUUACAUUUUACAGUA
Molecule: messenger RNA, 1722 nt
Organism: Labrus mixtus (cuckoo wrasse)
Lineage: Eukaryota; Metazoa; Chordata; Actinopteri; Labriformes; Labridae
Gene: daw1
Product: dynein assembly factor with WDR repeat domains 1
Exons: 13
Coding region: 260-1504 (414 amino acids)
Biological process (GO): protein polyubiquitination
Cellular component (GO): SCF ubiquitin ligase complex
Molecular function (GO): protein binding; ubiquitin-like ligase-substrate adaptor activity
Source: RefSeq, a predicted model, not a curated record